AUGUCAAAGCCGUUAGUCUUGCUCACCGGUGGCACUGGUUUUGUUGGUCACGCAGUACUCGUGGACCUGCUGAAGAGCGGAUAUCGAGUUCGCCUGGCCGCAAGGUCAGUUGGCAAGAUGAACCACACUCUUACCAUUCCGUCUAUUAAGGCAGCCGUGGCUGCAGACAAGGAGGUCAUCUCAUUCAUCCUUGUGCCGGAUAUGUCCUCACCCGGUGCCUACGAUGAUGCGGUUCAAGGUGUCACGUAUAUUAUUCAUGUUGCGUCCCCUCUCCCAUCUUUUGCGGAGGGGAGAGUACUAUCAGCUGCCGAAGAAGAGCAGCGCAACAGCCACUUCGUUGCUCAGUCAAGACAGGCAGCUGUUAAUAUCCUUCAGUCUGCGAACAAAGAAGGCAAUGACAGCAUCCGGCGAAUUGUCAUGACGAGCUCCACAGUCGCCAUUGUUCCUUUCGAAGUAUUCCUCAACAAGGCCGAGGCUCUGGAACCAACAUAUGACGCAGAUAGUCGAGUUCCCGUGCCCAACCCGCCUUAUUCAAAUGAAAACCAGGCGUAUUGUGCCGGGAAGGUGGCUGCAUUGAACGAUGCGGAAGAGUUCAUGAGAUUACAGCAGCCCAAUUUUGACUUGAUCUCCAUCAAUCCUUCUUGGAUAUUCGGCUUUGAUGAACGCGCCGCCCGAUCCGAGAGCCUCCGUGACGGAGUAUCUAACUCCUUGCUGGCCGAUUUCCUUAUGGGAGCGAAGAAGGAGUACGGUUUUGCCGGGACCAGCGUGCUCUGCAGUGACGUCGCCAGAGCUCAUGUGAAAGCUUUGGAUCCUGCUGUCCAAGGUAACCAGUCAUUCAUCGUUAGCACUCCGAUGGAAUGGCAAGAUGCAAUCUCUAUUGCGAAAGAGCGCUAUCCACGGGCUUUUGACUCGGGGCUGUUCCGAGCUGACGGGGAACAACCCACCAUUCCAGUGAAAUUUGAUACGAGAAAGACACAAGACAUCCUCGGAAUUAACCUAGCAAAUUUUGAGAAGAUGGUUGACGAAGUAGCAGGUCAAUACGUCAAAUUGUCACAAGCAAGGAGGCAGUAA
Molecule: messenger RNA, 1071 nt
Organism: Clonostachys solani
Lineage: Eukaryota; Fungi; Ascomycota; Sordariomycetes; Hypocreales; Bionectriaceae
Source: the annotation of a GenBank genome assembly